Messenger RNA from Megalobrama amblycephala (Wuchang bream), 1807 nucleotides. It is a transcript of the gene cplx2a, whose product is annotated as complexin 2, like. Gene Ontology annotation, molecular function: syntaxin binding. Bases 462 to 863 code for a protein of 133 amino acids. Gene Ontology annotation, cellular component: SNARE complex; terminal bouton. The transcript has 4 exons. NCBI's taxonomy places the organism in Eukaryota, Metazoa, Chordata, Actinopteri, Cypriniformes, Xenocyprididae. The record is from RefSeq and is a predicted model, not a curated record. Gene Ontology annotation, biological process: synaptic vesicle exocytosis; neurotransmitter transport; regulation of neurotransmitter secretion.
AUGAGGGGUGAAGAUCCUUCCAUCUUUCAUUCUCCAGGUCUGACAGCAUCUGUUAUACGAAGCUUACAACAGUAGCGGAAGGAUCAGUUGCUAAACACUAGCAGAGGCGUGUUUCACAUCGGCACCUCCAAUCAAUUGCUCCUCUCUCCGACUGGGGACGUGGGAUGUUUUGAUGGAAAAAGGCUGCGUGUGAUGCACAGGGCUUUCACCGUCUUGCGUUCCGGCUGCAGUUCCCGUGGCCAACACUCUGACAGGCGCUGGGAGAGCAGGAAGAGACGCCUGGAGAUUCAGGGAUGCUCAUAGUGGGCUAAUAAUACACAUCCUCCACAACUGGCCCACGUCAACUUCCAAAUCGGCACGAUUGCUCGCUUCAUCCGCGGACCCUAUACAGAUCUGACAGUAAACGAUCUCUGCUCUCACAAAUUUGAAGUGCCAAGGACAAGAACACUUGAAAAGCCAUCAUGAAUUUCCUGAUGAAGGCAGCUUUGGGAGGAGGCCCCCCUGAUGUUGGUAAAAUGCUGGGAGGAGAGGAGGACAAAGACCCUGAAGCAGAAAAAGAGAAGGAAGAAGAGAGACAGGAAGCUCUCAGACAGGAGGAGGAGGAGAGGAAGGCCAAACACGCCAAGAUGGAAGCAGAGCGGGAAAAUAUAAGACAGGGCAUCAGAGACAAGUACGGCAUUAAGAAGCGAGAGGUGGCCGAAGCCGAGGAACAGGCGGCCAUGGAGCAGGCGAGCGAAGGCAGUCUGACCCGUCCAAAGAAAGCAGUACCAUCCGGCUGCGGAGAUGACGAGGAGGAGGAAAACAUCAUGGACACGAUGAUGAAGUAUCUACCGGGCCCACUGCAGGACAUGCUGAAGAAGUAAUACCCCGAAUACUCUUGAACACACGCAGCUUUAGAUAUCAUUUUAACGUGUACUGACUUCGGCGAGAAGAGAGCACACUAGAGCAAAACACCAUACACCCGACUACACCAUUCACACAUUUCGAUUUGUGAGGAGCUUUAGAUAUUAGUGACAGAUCAAUCAAACAAGAGGGGUUAAUUAUCAGAAUAUAAGCCAUAUUUUAUCUUUGCGCGGAAACCUGAAUCACAUCAUCUCUUUGGCAGUUAUUUCUUAUUCAAUACGUAAAAAGCAAUAUAUAUGCAUGAAUUGUUCGAGUGUCUAUUCCACUGUUUUGCAUUAUCAGUCAAUAAUGUUGUCCAUGUUCAUUUAGUGUUCGAUAUGAGGAAAAAAGUUAACUUGAAGACAUUCUAGUCUUGCAUGUGUCCAUAGUGUUUGUGUGUUCACUGACAUCUUGUUUUUGUCACUGCAAUCAGAUAAAGAAGGCAAUAACAUUCCCCCACGCCGUAAGCUAAAUCACAACUACCUUCGUACGUUUGUCAUGACGCCAUUUAGUUCGUUCUGGCGAGUCUUGUCACACUUGCACUGUAGUAUCAUCGGUCUGGAACAUUUAAUGCCUCAAUUCAGUUCAACAGUGUUGUCGAGAUGCGUUCUCACACCUUUAUUGCGCUUUACGACAGAUUCUGAAUUUAUGAAAAUUUCUGAUUUUAAGACUGUAACUCAGUUUCACAGGGAUGCUCUGUGUGUUUUGAAUGGACUGUAAUUUCUCUGGUCUAGAGCCAUGGAAUUUUUGUCUGUAAUCUACAACAUUCUCAGCAAUAAUAACAUAUUCUGUUUGCUUGGCUUGCAGUAAAACAAGAAAUAAAAUCGUAUGAAUUGUAUGAAUGGCUCUGAUGUUUUAAAAAAAGAUGAAAUGUGAAAUGUCUGUCUCAAGAAUUGAUGCCACUAUAAUAAAACAGUCACACAAA